Molecule: messenger RNA, 3054 nt
Organism: Exophiala bonariae
Lineage: Eukaryota; Fungi; Ascomycota; Eurotiomycetes; Chaetothyriales; Herpotrichiellaceae
Exons: 1
Coding region: 1-3054 (1017 amino acids)
Biological process (GO): nucleotide-excision repair, DNA gap filling; DNA biosynthetic process; DNA recombination
Cellular component (GO): DNA ligase IV complex
Molecular function (GO): ATP binding; DNA binding; DNA ligase (ATP) activity
Source: RefSeq, a predicted model, not a curated record
AUGUCUGACGAUGAAGACAUGGAGGUCGAUCACGAUGGCGAACUCGAUGAAGUGGAAGAAGGCCUUGCCAAAAUCCAACGUGAUAUUGAACAAAAUUAUCCCGAUCGCCCUCGCAACAAAGGAAAAACACUUCUCUUUCAUACAUUGUUCAAAGAUCUCUUCGAUCCACUCAUGCAGAUCAAUAAGGCGAAGAAACCUGGGCCAAAUCAACGAAAGUUAGGUCCAGAUGCUCGCUCCAACAAAACCCCCACCGAGCGAAAAAGAGCAGCCGUAGAACGGUAUAUCUCGAGAUGGCGUCGUGAUGUCGGUGAUGACUUCUACCCUGCUUUGAGGCUUAUCAUUCCCGAAAAGGAUCGAGACCGAGGCAUGUACGGCCUAAAAGAAAAAGUCCUAGGGAAACUAUGGCUCAAGCUACUACAAAUUGACAAGAAUUCAGACGAUGGUCACAAACUUCUGUAUUGGAAGCUUGGUAACAAUGAAACGACUGGUGACUUCCCCGCACGAUGUUAUGAAGUGAUAUCCAAGCGUCAGAAGCUGGUGGAAGUGGGGAAAUUGACCAUUGAAGAGGUCAACCAUAACCUGGAUAGGUUGUCUCUCGUGUCAAAGGAGAAGCAGCAAUUGGAGAUCCUGAAUGAGUUCUACAAGCAAAUGAAUGCUGAUGAGCUAGUGUGGCUGAUCAGGAUCAUACUACGACAGAUGAAGGUUGGUGCUACAGAGAAGACUUUCUUCCACAUAUGGCACCCUGAUGCCGAAACCCUUUUCAAUAUUUCCAGCAGUCUUCGUCGGGUGUGUUGGGAGCUGUAUAACCCUAACAUUCGGCUAGAGAACGAGGAAACUGAUAUCAAAGUCAUGCAAUGUUUCCAACCACAGUUUGCGCAUGGUAAUCAAAAGCAUUCCAUGGAGAUUGGGCUCGACAAAUUACGACGCGGAAAUCCCGAACAAGAAUUUUGGAUCGAAGAAAAGUUGGAUGGUGAACGUAUACAGUUACAUAUGACCACUGAUGAGAACGCGCCUGGAGAGAGGAACUUCAAAUUCUGGUCACGCAAGGCCAAAGACUAUACGCAUCUUUAUGGCAAGGAUUUAAACGACAAGGAGGGGUCGCUGACACAGUUUCUCAAAGAUGCCUUUCCUGAUGACGUUGAGAGUAUCAUUCUGGAUGGUGAGAUGAUAACAUGGGACAUGCAAAAUGACACGUUUGUGCCAUUUGGAGCUCUAAAGACUGCUGCAAUAUCUGAGUCACGCAAUCCUUACGCUGGAGGCAAUCGGCCGCUCCUCCGUGUUUUUGACAUACUUUUUCUGAAUGGCGUUCCCUUGACGCGAUAUCAAUUGCAAGAACGGAGAAAGGCUUUGGAGAGAAGUGUCAAAAAUGUGCACCGUCGGCUUGAGAUACUUGAACAUACGAUUGGCACUUCUGUUGCCGACGUCGAGGAAAGAUUGCGGGAUGUUAUCUUGAGAUCUUCCGAAGGUCUAGUCUUGAAAAAUCCACUUUCUGCCUAUCGACUCGAUGAUCGGAAUGAUGACUGGCAGAAGGUCAAACCCGAAUAUAUGGAAGAAUGGGGCGAGCAACUUGAUUGUUUAGUAAUUGGUGGGUUCUACGGCUCAGGACAUCGAGGUGGAAAUAUAUCGAGCUUCUUGUGCGGGCUUCGUGCUCCUCGAAAAUCCAAUCGUGGCAGCCGAUCACAAACACAAAGCCAGUCCCAGAGGGCAAGUCAAUCGCAAAGCCAGUCCCAAUCGCAAAGUCAAUCGCAAUCGGACCUCCCCCCUUAUGUGUUUGUCUCUUUCUUCAAAGUUGGUGGUGGGAUGACACGUAACGACUAUGCUACCAUUAAGCACGAGACCGACGGGAAAUGGCAUGACUGGGAUGCCAAACACCCACCUACUACAUACAUUGAUCUUGGGGGCCCAGCCACAGCAGCCCGUGAACGACCUGAUGUUUGGAUCAAACCCGAGGAUUCAAUAGUAUUAGAAGUCAAGGCUGCCGAAGUUACACCUAGUGAUGAUUAUGGUGCAGGACUUACACUACGGUUUCCACGGUUUACGAGGCUGAGAAGAGACAAAGACUGGGAAACGGCAUUGUCUUUUGAUGAAAUGCUAGAUGCCCGCAAUGAUGUUAACAGGAAGAAGAAAGACAAAGGGAUGAGCGUUGACAAUAAGAAGCAGAUAACGCGCAAGACGGCUCCACGCAAGAAGGCGCUUACGGUCGCAGGGUACCAAGAGAGGGAUGUGAAGAAUGUUGCACAGCCGCAUGGCCCUAAAGGUGAGGUAUUUGGAGGCCUGACGUUCUACAUCAUGAGCGAGUCCGGCCUCAGUAAUUUCCAGAAGAAAACAAAGUUGGAGCUGGAAGCACUGGUCAGCGCCAAUGCGGGAAAGAUUGUGCAGACUCACGCGGCAGUGGAAGACACCAUCUGCGUUGCAUCACGCAGAACGGUACCGGUAGCGAGCUUGAUCAAGACGGGGAGAAAGGAAAUCAUCAAGCCAAUCUGGAUCUUCGAUUGCAUUGAGCAAGCUAGGCGAGAUUUUGCCAGGGGACUGCCAGAGAUGGUAGUACCAUACGAAGCCGAUCGACAUUUAUUCUUUGUACCCGAAAGUCUCCUAGGCACGUGGGACGACAACACGGACGAGUUUGGGGACCCGUAUGCUCGAGAUGUGACGGUGGAAGAGCUCAGCGAACGCAUGUCGACGAUGCAAAAUCCGGGCCAGUCUGGGGCUAGCGGGAAAGAGUUGGUUCCCACACUGUUUCCAGAUUUCAUGCAGAUGCGAGGAACCAUGUUUCACAACUUGGUGCUUCACCUCGUUUCGAUGACAGAAUCAUCGAUGCACGCGGACAUGCUUUCACUGCGCAAUAUGAUUGUUUUUGCUGGGGGCGAAGUCUCGGAAACACUCAACCGCAACGUCACCCAUGUUGUGGUGCAGCCCCAUGCGGACGUUGCCGGCGUGAGAAAAGAAAUUUCGACAUGGAAGGGCAAAAUCCCACGGGUGGUGAGCGGCGAGUGGGUACAUGAUUGCUGGGAAGAAAGCACGAGAGUCGACGAGGAGAGAUUUCCGGUGCUUUGA